This is a messenger RNA of Lactuca virosa, 4358 nucleotides long. NCBI's taxonomy places the organism in Eukaryota, Viridiplantae, Streptophyta, Magnoliopsida, Asterales, Asteraceae. The record is from the annotation of a GenBank genome assembly.
CAACGGGACAAAAGGGAACUAAUAAGAUAGUGCAGUCGAAAGAAAGUUACUUGCGCCAAUUUUGGGGAAAAAUUUGUCACCCACACCCACCUGAAGGAAAUUGUUAAAAUCCUCGUCUGUUAGAUCUUGUAAAGUUGUCUUCAGAAGUACUCUUAGCUAAGAGCCUAAAGUUGUUGAAAAUGGGUUCCACGUCGUCAUUAAACUUCUAUUUCAAGAAUCCGUAGAAGCAAAUACUUCGAUCUUUUCCUCCAUAUUCUUCAGAUAUCAAUCGCUGCUCAACGAAUUUUCAUUUUCAUUGGAAUCGUAACGCUCAGUGGAGGUAGAUUUCCAUGGCUGUUCCCGUUGAAGAAGCAAUUGCUGCUCUUUCGACAUUUUCAUUGGAGGAUGAUCAACCAGAGGUGCAAGGCCCAGCGUUAUGGGUUUCAUCUGAAAGAGGUGCAACAAUUAGUCCAAUAGAGUACAGCGAUGUCCAUGCAUAUCGGCUGUCUUUAUCUGAGGACACAAAGGCACUAAAUCAACUGAAUACUCUUAUCCAAGAAGGCAGGGAAAUGGUAUCAGUCCUCUAUGCAUACAGGAGUUGUGUCAAAGCACUUCCUCAGCUUCCAGAUUCUAUGAAGCAAAGCCAGGCUGAUUUGUAUCUAGAAACUUAUCAAGUACUGGACUUGGAAAUGAGUCGGCUUCGUGAGAUACAAAGAUGGCAAGCAUCAGCUGCAGCUAAAUUAGCAGCAGAUAUGCAACGGUUUUCCAGACCUGAAAGACGCAUCAAUGGGCCCACUGUAACUCAUCUUUGGUCCAUGUUGAAAUUACUUGAUGUUUUGGUUCAACUUGAUCAUCUCAAAAAUGCAAAAGCCAGCAUACCUAAUGAUUUCUCUUGGUAUAAAAGGACAUUUACUCAAGUCAGUAUUCAGUGGCAAGACACGGAUUCAAUGAGAGAGGAGUUAGAUGAUCUACAGAUUUUCUUGAGCACAAGGUGGGCCAUACUGUUGAACCUGCAUGUUGAGAUGUUUCGUGUAAACAAUGUGGAAGACAUUCUCCAAGUUCUGAUUGUGUAUGCAGCUGAAUGCCUGGAGUUGGAUUUUGCACUUCUUUUCCCUGAAAGACAUGUGCUUCUUCGCAUUCUCCCUGUUCUUGUUGUCUUAGCAACAUCAUCAGAAAAAGACAGCGAGUCACUGAACAAGAGGGUGAAAAUGAACAGACUCAUUACUAUUUUUAAGAAUGAUCCAGUGAUACCUGCAUUCCCAGAUCUUCAUCUUUCACCAGCUGCAAUCUUGAAGGAGCUCUCUAUGUACUUCCCAAAAUUCUCUGCACAAACCCGCUUGCUAAGUCUUCCGGCCCCACAUGAGCUUCCACCCCGUGAACGACAUUAUUUGAUCAUUAAUCACAUUGGAGCCAUUCGUUCUGAGCAUGAUGACUUCACUAUCCGUUUUGCUUCUGCUAUGAACCAGCUAGCACUAUUGAAAACAAUAGAUAGUGCAGAUAUUGAAUGGUCAAAGGAAGUCAAAGGUUGUAUGUACGAUAUGGUUGUUGAAGGUUUUCAGCUUUUAAGCCGAUGGAGUGCACGCAUUUGGGAGCAAUGUGCAUGGAAAUUCUCACGCCCCUGCAAGGACUUUGCCCCUAAUUCAGAGUCACUUGAAACCACAUCACCAGUUUCUGAUUAUGAAAAGGUGGUUCGGUUUAAUUACAGUGCGGAUGAAAGGAAAGCUUUGGUUGAAGUUGUUAGCUACAUUAAAAGCAUUGGAUCAAUGAUGCAGAGGUGUGACACAUUAGUAGCAGAUGCUUUAUGGGAAACUGUCCAUUCUGAGGUUCAAGAUUUUGUACAGAACACAUUGGCAACCAUGUUACGGACCACAUUCCGGAAGAAAAAAGACCUUUGUAGGAUACUAUCUGAUAUGCGGACCCUAUCAGCAGACUGGAUGGCUAACACCAGCAGGACUGAUUCUGAGUUGCAAACAUCACAACAUGGAGGUGAAGAAAACAAAGGAAGCUUCUUUUAUCCAAGGGCAGUUGCACCUACUGCAGCACAGGUACAUUGCCUGCAAUUUUUGAUAUAUGAGGUGGUAUCUGGUGGUAAUAUGAGGAAGCCAGGUGGUCUUUUUGGGAAUAGCAGCUCUGAGAUUCCUGCAAAUGAUUUAAAACAAUUGGAAACCUUUUUCUACAAGCUUAGUUUCUUCCUGCACAUACUAGACUAUUCAGUUACGGUUGCAACGUUGACAGAUCUUGGUUUCUUAUGGUUUAGAGAAUUUUAUUUGGAAUCUUCACGUGUCAUUCAAUUUCCUAUUGAUUGCUCCCUUCCUUGGAUGUUGGUGGAUCAUGUACUGGAGUCACAAAAUGGUGGUCUUCUUGAAAGUGUUCUGAUGCCAUUUGACAUAUACAAUGAUUCUGCUCAACAUGCCUUGGUUGUGCUCAAGCAACGCUUUCUCUAUGAUGAGAUCGAAGCUGAGGUGGAUAAUUGUUUUGAUAUAUUUGUCUCGAGGUUGUGCGAAACUAUAUUCACACAUUAUAAAAGUUGGGCUGCUAGUGAGCUUCUUGAUCCUUCAUUCCUUUUCACAUUGGAUAAUGGAGAAAAGUUCUCUGUCCGCCCAAUGCGAUUCACUGCCCUACUCAACAUGAAAAGAGUCAAGUUACUUGGAAGAACAAUCAACUUGAGGAGCUUGAUAUCUGAGAGGAUGAACAAAUUAUUUAGAGACAACCUUGAAUUUUUGUUUGAUCGUUUUGAAUCCCAGGACUUGUGUGCUAUCGUUGAGUUGGAGAAGCUUCUGGAAAUCUUAAAAAUGAGUCAUGAAUUCUUGUCGCGUGAUCUCACUAUAGAUUCAUUCAGUAUAAUGCUAAGUGAGAUGAUGGAAAACGUCUCUCUUGUUUCUUACUCAAGUCGACUUGCUUCUCAGAUAUGGACAGAAAUGCAAAAUGAUUUCCUGCCAAAUUUCAUCCUAUGUAACACAACUCAACGUUUUGUCCGAUCGUCAAAAGUCCCUUCUGCCCCUGUUCAGAAACCAUCAGUUCCAUAUGCCAAACCUAACUUCUAUUGUGGAACUCAAGAAUUAAACAAUGCUCAUCAAAGCUUUGCUAAAUUGCAUAGUGGGUUCUUUGGGCUACCUCACAUGUUCUCAAUUGUACGACUUUUGGGUUCUAGAUCAUUGCCAUGGCUUAUUCGUGCACUACUGGAUCAUAUAUCAACCAAGAUAACAAACCUAGAACCAAUGGUAACCGGAUUACAAGAAACAUUGCCCAAAUCCAUUGGUUUACUCCCUUUUGAUGGUGGCGUUACAGGCUGUAUGAGGCUUGUGAAAGAACUUCUUAAGUGGCAGUCAAAAACAGAACUUAAAGCAGAGAUUCUACAUGGGAUUAAGGAGGUUGGAAGUGCAUUAUAUUGGAUGGGCCUGCUUGAUAUAGUUUUGAGAGAAACUGACACAACACAAUUCAUGCAAGUGGCCUCAUGGUUAGGCUUAAUACCUGGUGCAGAUGGUCAAAUACUUCAAACUCAAGAAGACAGAAAUACCCCUGUUGUUACUCUGUUCAAGUCAGCUACUGCUGCCAUUGUAUCCAGCAACCCCGUAAACCCCACACCCUUGUACACAAUGUCAAAACAAGCUGAAGCUGCUGAUUUAUUGUACAAGGCCAACUUAAAUACCGGAAGUGUCCUUGAGUAUGCCCUUGCUUUUACCAGUGCUGCACUUGAUAAAUAUUGUGUCAAAUGGAGUGCUGCACCAAAGACUGGCUUCAUCGACAUCACCACAUCAAAGGAUUUUUACCGUAUAUUUAGCGGUCUCCAAAUUGAAUAUCUGGAAGAUUCUAUGCAAAACAAGCAUGAAAUGCUGGGCGAUUCAGUUGCAUGGGGUGGUUGCACGAUAAUCUACUUGCUUGGUCAACAGCUCCAUUUUGAGCUGUUUGACUUUUCGUAUCAAGUCCUUAAUAUUGCUGAAGUUGACAAUGCAGCAGCAACUGGACCUUCAAAUAAGAGUCCACAGUUUUCUCAGGGGUGGGAAGGGCUAAUAGAAGCUAUGAAGAAAGCAAGACGGUUAAACAACCAUGUGUUUUCAAUGUUGAAGGCACGGUGUCCUCUUGAAGACAAGCAAGCCUGUGCUAUCAAGCAAAGUGGGGCCCCUCUUCACCGCAUCAAAUUCGAAAACACAGUCUCUGCCUUUGAAACUCUCCCACAGAAAUGUUCUUGACAAUUAUUUGUAAAUCUCCUUGUUUUCUUUCAUAUUUCUUGUUGAGUAGUGUUUGCUUUUUGUUUGUUGUGAUAACUAAGGGUUGUACUCCUCCUGGAAAUUUGAAAAAGAUUAAAUGCGAAAAAAUACCCAUGUUAUGGAACUUGAUUAAACUAAUGAUUGGAGGGAGAAUUGUGGGGUUGGGCUGAA